Messenger RNA from Vitrella brassicaformis, 1719 nucleotides. The record is from the annotation of a GenBank genome assembly. NCBI's taxonomy places the organism in Eukaryota, Vitrellaceae.
CGAUGUCUGAGGCACGUCGCAGCUCGACUGAAGGUCCCUCUCGCUGCGGCAGCGCGGCCCCAAGGCGCUCGUCCGUCUCGCAGGCUGAUGGCGGCCGACGGGCGUCCCAGGAGUCUCAUGGUGGGCUGCAGAGCCCGACGAGCCCCAAGAGCCCGACGAGCCCCAAGAACGAGGCGUUCCAAUCGAAGGCUGAAGAGGCCAAGAAACUGCUGGUGCGGGGCGAGGGGAUAUGGUGCUCAUUCACUCAGGAGUGAUGCGUUGUCUGCCUGUCUGUGUGUCUGUCCGUCUGUCUGUCUGUGUAUGUUGGUGCAGCACACACGUCGCGAGCGGAGCUGGCUGCAGACUCAUGGGAAGGGCCAUGUGUUGGACUUCACUGACCGGGAGAUUAAAGAACUCAAAAAGUUCUUCGACAGCCUGGUCAGUCAGUGAGCGAGUCAGGCAGACAGUCGAGUCGGCCAGUCACUGCAAUCAACACGAGCAUUCACACACUGUGUGGUUUGGCUUGGCAGGAUGUAGAGAAGAAAGGUAGGUGCAUUAACCAUCUGAGAAGCAGACACGCUUGUGCUGGUCCAUCCAUCCGUCCGUCCCUCUCUGUGUAUGGCUGGCUGCCGGUUGGCUGCAGGCAGCAUCGACAUGGAGCGGUUCACCGAGUCGCUAAUCGCAUUGGGUCUCGCUCGGUCCAAGAGCCAGAUUGACGUCAUAUUCCGAGCAAUCGACAAGGGUGGGUCGGCCACACAUGCGCACACACCAGGGGGGGGUGAGCUUGUGAGUUGCCUGACCGAUGUGUGUGUUGUGGCUGCGGGGCAGAUGGGUCGGGCGAGAUUGAUUUCGCAGAGUUCCUGAGUCUGGUCAAGGGGGCCCAUGACGGCGAGGGGGCCUCUGGCCAUGUCUACCAGGCCUUCCGAUGUGAGUCAGCACGUGCCUGCCAACACGGCACAUGGGCUCGUGUGUUGGAAGAUGUGUGUGUGUGUGUGUGUGUGUUUAGCGAUGAUGGACGGCAACUUGGGCGACACGUCUCUGUCAUUCCCCCUUGUCAUCUCCACCUACAGACGGUGAGCACCACAGCGCACAGCACCAUACAUUCAUCAGUGUGCUGGCGGUCUGUGCCUGCAGUAAGAUGCUGCUGGACGCCAUGAUGGCAUCGGGCGAGCGACAAGAACGCGGCAAACGAGUGCUCAGCGUAAGUGAGGGAAAGAAAGACAGUUACCAUAGACAGCAUGGCAUGCACCCUAUACGUUACGUGAGUGUCUUCCUCCUUUUCAUUCCCAGGCGUUCGCCACACAUUCGGCAGAGCAGCUGCACGCCGCACAGCAGUAAGCGCGAGAAUGGAUUAGUUUAAUGACAGACCAACACGCUCCCACGUGCACUCUUGGUUCGUUGUCGGGUGUCUGUCUGUGUGGCUGCAAUAAUGCAGUGUGUAUCAGGGAGAUGGUGGUGUGGAGUCGUUCAUCACCGUCGACCCCUCCCCGGCCCCUGCACCCACACACGGACGGCGGGCACCGCUCACUUCUACCAACAGAUAGACACACAGACAUGCAGACGGACAGAUAGACACUUACUCCGUUUUCGGAGCUGGCUCCUUUGUGUGUGUGAGAGGAGAGGACGGGAGGCGUGAAUGCGAUAGAUAAGACCGAGAGAGCUGUGUAUGUUGUGUGGUGGACUGACAUACGUCGGGCAGACAUGUCAUCGGCAGCUUUGAAAUAAUGCACCAUGUGUCUA